This is a messenger RNA of Ctenocephalides felis (cat flea), 1362 nucleotides long. Its product is annotated as gustatory receptor for sugar taste 64f-like. Gene Ontology annotation, cellular component: membrane. Gene Ontology annotation, molecular function: sweet taste receptor activity. Gene Ontology annotation, biological process: sensory perception of sweet taste; detection of chemical stimulus involved in sensory perception of taste. Lineage: Eukaryota; Metazoa; Arthropoda; Insecta; Siphonaptera; Pulicidae. The record is from RefSeq and is a predicted model, not a curated record. The coding region runs from base 1 to 1362 and encodes 453 amino acids. The transcript has 11 exons.
AUGAGAAAAUCACGUAAAGUUUCCAGUGAUGAUAUUGCUUUUUGGGUUUAUCCUAAAGAUAUGGAUUUUAAAAUUCCAAGGAAAUACAAGUUGAAAAAAAGAUAUAGCGACUUAACGAUUGAAAGGAUACAAAAUUUGAAUAAAGGAAAUUUUAUAUCACGACUACGCAGCACCAACUUGCAUGAAGCAAUUGGACCUACCCUAUUCACAGCUCAACUAUUUGGAUUAAUGCCUAUUUCUGGAGUUUUGUCUAAAAAUCAUCAUAAUUUAAAAUUUCGUUGGUUUGCUUGGAGAACGUUGAUAAGUUUAAUAGUUUUAUUUGGAAGUGGUGUUAUGUGUAUUUUAGCUACAAUCAAUUUGGCAAAAUUUGGUGUAACUUUUUAUAACAAUACUACGCUUGUGUUCUCAGUGAGUACGUUUGCAUCUAUUGUUUUAUUUCUAAGAUUGGCCUGUCGUUGGCCCAAACUUUUAGGCAAGUUUUUGGAAGCUGACCAAAAAAUGGGCCCUGCGUAUGGUAAUAUGCCAUUGGGGUUGAGAAUGUCACUAUUAACGGGUAGCGUACUCAUACCCUCUUUAGUGGAAUUUUAUUUAUCAAUAAACAGUAAUUAUUCCUAUGCCAAGAAAUGUGCAAUUAGUGGUACUAUAUUAGAAGAAUUUUUCAAAGUGAGCUUUCCAGAGGUAUAUAUGUGGAAUGGAAAUAAUAUAAAAUUAGCAGCAAUGUUUCAGAUAUUAAAUAUAGCAACGACAUUCACAUGGAAUUAUACAGAUCUAUUUAUAAUUUUGAUAACAGCCGCAUUAACCCAAAAAUUUAAACAACUGAACAAACGUUUAGAACAAGUUAAAUAUAAGGAAAUGUCUGUACAAUUUUGGAGAAAUAUUCGUGAAGACUAUGUCUUGCUGUCAGAGUUAGUAAAAACAGCAAAUGAAAUUAUUGGGCCUAUAAUACUUAUAUCAUUUUCUAAUAAUUUAUAUUUCAUAUGCUCUCAACUUCUGAAAGGAGUUACACGUUCGAAUAGAGACAAAGCUCAAGCUUUUUACUUCUGGUUUUCGUUUAUGCUUUUAAUGACAAGAACAUUUGCGGUAUCUUUAUUCUCAGCAGAAGUCGCUCAUGAAGCAAGAAGACCAGAAGGCGUCAUGCGCACGUUGCCAUCUACAGGAUACUCGCAGGAUGCGCAAAGAUUCUUGGAUCAUGUGGCUGCUAGAAAUGUCCAAUUAAGUGGAAUGCAUUUUUUUUACAUAUCCAGAAGAAUUAUGUUAACCGUAGCGGGAACGAUAAUAACAUAUGAGCUCGUUCUUAUCCAGUUCAAUCUCAGCGAUCUAAAAAAUACUAGAAAUUAUUGCCAUGAAUUCAAUAGAUUUUAA